AUGGCAUCGACAUCUCAACCCAACCAUCCUUCACACUAUGGUCCAUCAGACACUGCAUUGCUUCUUCUGGACUAUCACAAUAUCAUACUCUCUACAAUUCCAGUAGAGGCGGAGAAGGAAAAGCUGGUCAAGUCUACGCAGACACUUCUGGCAGCCGCAAGGGAGAGCAAGGUACCGAUCCUACAUUGUCUGAUCGGGACCUCUAGGAACCCACUGCCCACAAGCAAACUCGUGGCUCGCUGGGAGGAAUCAUUCAAGCCGGCCAUCCAAUCGAACCCCGAGCUCGCUCUGCAAAUUUCCAGCUUGGCUGGCGACCAGAGCUCCGACACGGAGUACUUUUUCGACCGGGUGCCAGGCCGGGUGUCGGCGCUCAAGUCCGAAGGCAUCAUGGAGCUGCUCAAGGACAAGCUCGGGAUCAAGAGCCUCGUGCUCGGCGGCGUGGUCUCUAGCGGCUGCGUGCUCAGCACGGCCCGGAACGCGGCCGACGAGGACUUUGUCGUCACGGUCGUCCCGGAUGCGUGCUGGGACCGCGAGGCCGAGGUACACAGGACCGUCAUGGACAAGAUUAUCCCCAUGACGGGUCAUACCGUUAGCAUUGAGGAGGCGGUCAACAUUUUCAAGGGAAGCGGCGCGUCGGGAUAG
Pestalotiopsis fici W106-1 is the source of this 642-nucleotide messenger RNA. RefSeq lists its product as uncharacterized. NCBI's taxonomy places the organism in Eukaryota, Fungi, Ascomycota, Sordariomycetes, Amphisphaeriales, Sporocadaceae. Bases 1 to 642 code for a protein of 213 amino acids. The transcript has a single exon. The record is from RefSeq and is a predicted model, not a curated record.